Molecule: messenger RNA, 632 nt
Organism: Colletotrichum phormii
Lineage: Eukaryota; Fungi; Ascomycota; Sordariomycetes; Glomerellales; Glomerellaceae
Exons: 1
Source: RefSeq, a predicted model, not a curated record
CCAUGUUCAAGUCUCCAACACAUCACCAUCACACCCAUCUACCUCGGAAUACCUACCUACCUACCUACCUCCCUCACCUACCUAAGCUCCCAAGAUACCCAGAGGCAAACACGCGAGGGUCAGGAAGUGUGAUGCGAUCCUGCAGUGGUCUCAACUCUUUUCGACCGGUCUACUUUUCCACCAAACACCAAUGCUCGUCUGCUAAACGCUGGCCUCUCUAUGCGUAUGCCCCCGUAUACUUCGCGUCCCGUUCAACAACCUCUCGAAUCAUUGGCAAUGCAACACUGGCCUCAACUCCGGGUUAUACCCCUCACUCACCGGGGCCAAUCGCCGGGCCACGAGAGAGAUACCGAGAUGGCGACGACUCCAACGACAUGACACGGAGCGCUCGUUACUGGCUAUCCACCGCGAACGAGGGCAGGGUCUGUCCACCUCACAGGCUCAUUGUCCGUCCGGCUUCUGCUUGUUAAGCACACAAGUUUUCCACGGCCACUACGCCGCCAAACCCCUGGUCUCCUCCUCCAGAAACCCCCGCCAGAGAUCUCCGUUUAUUUCCGGGUUCUAAGCGGGACAAUGAUCAGGGGUAUCAUCUGGGUACGGAGUACGGAGUACUGCGCAGGCAUGUGGCCGAC